Messenger RNA from Cannabis sativa, 2257 nucleotides. RefSeq names its product protein NUCLEAR FUSION DEFECTIVE 4. Gene Ontology annotation, biological process: transmembrane transport. The transcript is spliced from 3 exons. The record is from RefSeq and is a predicted model, not a curated record. The coding region runs from base 239 to 1963 and encodes 574 amino acids. Lineage: Eukaryota; Viridiplantae; Streptophyta; Magnoliopsida; Rosales; Cannabaceae. Gene Ontology annotation, molecular function: transmembrane transporter activity. Gene Ontology annotation, cellular component: membrane.
UUCACUUUAGUCCAAAUAGAACAACUAAAAGGCAACUAGGAAAAGAGAGGGCAAAACUGCCCGAGAUCAGAAAUGUUUAAAUGCCUUGUUGUCUUCUCAUGCCAUGAUUUUGUGAAAGUUACGUUUUUUUGAUUCUCUAUAAAUCUCUUAUAUAUAAAGAUUCUCUUGCUAAAAGAAUCAUCUAGAGAGUAAAGACACAGACUUGGAGUCGUGAGCUUAGAAUCAGGGGUGUUCAUCAAUGGUGAAUGUGAAGGGAGGGACCAGACCGCCAUGGGUUGGUUUAGGGGCUGCCGUUUGGGUUCAGAUUGCUUCAGGGAACGCUUACACCUUUCCCUUGUACUCUCACUCACUCAAAACGGUUCUGGGUUUCAACCAGCGCCAGCUCACUAUGCUUGGAGUUGCUAAUGACAUAGGUGAAAACGUUGGCCUCGUUCCGGGCAUCGUUAGCAACAAGUUAGCUCCGUGGGUUGUUUUGUUGAUUGGUGGUUUGGCUUGUUUCUUUGGCUAUGGUGUUUUGUGGCUCGCUGUUAGCGAAACUGUUACAUCCAUUCCUUAUUGGUUGCUAUGGAUAGCCCUUUGUAUAGGCACCAAUAGUUCUGCCUGGUUGACUACAGCUGUGCUUGUAACCAACAUGAGAAACUUCCCUGUUAAUAGAGGCACUGUCGCUGGUAUUCUGAAAGGCUAUGGAGGGCUCAGCGGAGCUGUGUUCACAGAAAUUUAUAGUGUGCUGCUUCGGAAUUCUUCUUCUGAGCUUCUGUUGUUUCUGGCAAUAGGGGUUCCUGUCCUUUGUUUCAUUAUGAUGUAUUUCAUCAGGCCUUGCACUCCAGCUUCUGGUGAUGACUCUGCUGAACAUGGUCAUUUUCUUUUUGCCCAAAUUGCAAGUUUUGUGCUUGGCUUAUAUCUUCUGUCAACUACAAUAUUGGAUGAUAUGCUUAAUUUAAGCCCUCUUAUUUCGAAUACAAUUGUUGCCAUAAUGGUCAUACUUAUUAUGGCUCCGCUUGCAAUCCCUAUUAAAAUGACGCUGUAUCCUUCUCGACCCAGCAGAUCAGAGACACUUGAUAAUAAAGCUGGUUCUUCAGAAAGCCUGAUUCAGGGAGAAGGCAAUGCAGAGAAAACAGAACCCUUGCUGACACCAGUUUCAUCAGCAAUCAACCAAGAAAGCUUUUAUGAUGACGAUGGAAAUGAGUCUGAGGUGGCUAUGCUUCUUGCUGAGGGUGAAGGAGCAAUAAAGAGGAAGAGAAGGCCUAGAAGAGGGGAUGAUUUUACAUUUACUGAAGCUAUAGUCAAGGCUGAUUUCUGGCUUUUAUUCUUUGUAUACUUUGUAGGGGUUGGUUCUGGGGUUACCGUUCUUAAUAAUCUUGCUCAAAUUGGGAGUGCACAAGGUCUGCCUGAUACCACGAUUCUGUUGUCUCUCUUCAGUUUUGGCAAUUUUCUUGGUCGUCUUGGUGGGGGCGUUGUGUCUGAAUACUUUGUCAGGUUGAAAACACUUCCAAGGACAGUUUGGAUGACUGUUACUCAAACGAUCAUGAUCAUCACCUACCUUUUAUUCUCUUCUGCUAUUAAGGGCACCCUGUAUCCAGCUACUGCUUUACUUGGAAUCUGCUAUGGUGUUCAAUUUUCAGUCAUGAUCCCAACAGUCUCUGAGCUUUUCGGACUGAGAAAUUUUGGUUUGUUUUUCAAUUUCAUGUCCUUAGGCAACCCUUUAGGUGCUCUCCUCUUUUCUGGUCUGCUAGCAGGGUAUAUAUAUGACAAUGAAGCAGCUAAGCAGCACAGUCUUCAUCUAUCUGAUUCAACCGUCGCUUGCUUGGGUCCAAAUUGCUUCAGACUCACCUUCUAUGUUUUGGCCACCAUCUGUGGCAUUGGUGUUAUGGUCAGCAUUGUUCUAACCAGGAGGAUAAAGCCUGUCUACCAAAUGCUGUAUGCUGGAGGUUCUUUCAGGUUGCCCCAAAGCACAAAUCAGUAAUUUUACUUCGCAGAGUGUAGAAAUUCGAACAUGCCCGACAUGGCUACUUUCACUCUUGUGAGUUUUGCCCCCCUUAGACUCUUACCGGCACCAUUCAUUAAGAGUCAUCUUAAUAAUAAACUAAUCCAUCAGUGUAGUUUUACUGUUGUUACUGUAUUUAAUAGAAUAUGUUUGUGCAUCAUGGUGCCAGACCUUGCUCCUAGCCCAUCAGGGUAAUUGAGCUGUAAAAGUUAUAUACUGAACCAAGAAUUUAUAUGGUGUUGGAAAUUAAGUAUACAAAUAUUUAUUCAUUCA